Molecule: messenger RNA, 5038 nt
Organism: Hypanus sabinus (Atlantic stingray)
Lineage: Eukaryota; Metazoa; Chordata; Chondrichthyes; Myliobatiformes; Dasyatidae
Product: interleukin-1 receptor accessory protein-like 1
Exons: 11
Coding region: 1270-3360 (696 amino acids)
Biological process (GO): signal transduction; negative regulation of exocytosis
Source: RefSeq, a predicted model, not a curated record
UUAUGAAUAUGAAAAUGGGCAAUCGUAUCUUCCCUAUACACGACAUAAAAUGUACGUAGAUGAAGCUAGCGUCGUUUGCAUGGAACAUUGGCUGCAGCCUCCUUUACAUUUACCUCCUGUAAUGAGUGGCAGGUUUUGACGAUUCGCUCUCCCUUCACAGACUGCGCCUCUGUGGCAGAGUCUGUAAACAGAACGGAUUUCCCCACUGAGAGCCCUUUCAUCUCGUGAAUGCCUCUUCAUCGAAAUUCUGAUCGCAUUUAUUUUCGGUCUAUAGCGGCCUCUUGGUUCAUCUGCAGCCGCGAGCAAACUUUUCCUAGGGACUUCACGCUGUGGCGACCCCGCUGUAUGAGGAGGUAGAGAGGUGGACAGGAGUGGUUAUUUUAAAAAAUGUGUUGAAAAGAACCCAGUCAAAGAAUUAAGAGUGCACUUAUUGUCUAGUGAGCUGCCUCUCGGUUCAAGACUCGGCGAGAUUCGCCCGACGACUCUUCAGUUUAUUGGAGCUGUACUGAACGGUGCUCGGCGUCAUUGGCCUCCGGAACCUCCAAUGGGCGGCAGUUAACGCGCAGUAGCUGGAAGCAUUUUGUCAUUAAGCCGGAGUUCUAUACAGGGACCGCUAUUAAAAUGUAGGAUUUCUUCUUCUGCUCUGCAACUCAGAACGACGUUGGUGAUUAAUCAACGGUUGCACAUUUGGCAGCUGCUGCCCGUUCCCUUGAAAAUUGGGAUUAUUGAACAGCGACGGGUGUAAGGACCUGGGAGACACUGUUGCACCGCCGAUCACGGUGUAUUCCCGCUGUGGUGGGAGCGGAGAAUACGGAAUCUGCUUUUGCAGCCGUACAUCUGUAUAUACGUAUUUUAUUCACUCCGUUUUUUGUGCUUUUGAAGCGUGAAGUCGUACCAUGGGAUGGUCGGAAAGGAGAAUGCACCUUUUCUUCUGCCGUCGCGACGCCCUGUCAUAGAGCUUGCGGACUUGUCUCUGUAAGUCUGUCACUGUCUUCGCAGUCCAUCUCUUCCCCACACUUGGGUCGCGCUGACUGCGACUGAACUGGGCACUUCUAGAACACAUACGCCUGUGAUCUCGAGAGGGGGAGAAGCAAGUGCCUGUGGAAGUAUCUGCCUGGCGAUGAAUCUGGCUCGCUUGUGAAGGGGCUCGCGGUAUUUUAAGGAGCGGGGUUUGAUGAGAGGCGCUGGAAUGCUCAAAGGUAGCAUUUACUGACAUCGGGACCAGCGCAGCAUUUCACUAGGUUUUAAGGUUGAAUUUCAAGCCAGAAAAUGAAAAUUCCCAUUCAGUUAAUGGUGCUCUUAUACACAUCCACCGUUCACAGCCUGAAGAUUGUGUCUAAACGAGGCUCAGCUGAUGGAUGUACUGAUUGGUCCGUGGAUUACAAGAAGUAUCAAGUCCUUAUGGGAGAACCAGUUCGAGUGAAGUGUGCAUUAUUUUACGGAUACAUCAGGGCGAACUACACCUUAGCUCAGAGUUCAGGACUGAGCUUGAUGUGGUACAAAAGUAAUGGCCAUGGGGACUUUGAAGAGCCCAUACCAUUUGAUGGAAUUAGAAUGAGCAAAGAGGAAGACUCCAUUUGGUUUCGUCCAACAGAACUACAGGAUAGUGGACUUUUUUCAUGUGUAUUAAGAAAUGCCACAUACUGUAUGAAGGUUUCAAUGUCACUGAUUGUAGCUGAAAAUGACACAGGACUUUGCUACAACUCAAAAAUGAAAUACUUCGAGAAAGCUGAACUCAGUAAAAGCAAGGAGAUUACAUGUCCAGACACUGACGAUUUCAUCCUCCCAGACAGUGAGCCUGUGGUAUGGUAUAAGGAAUGCAAGUCAAUGGCCUGGCGACCAUCUGUUGUCCAAAAGGGGGACAAUCUUCUGAUUCGUGAAGUUACAGAAGAUGAUGUUGGAAAUUACACAUGUGAACUCAAGUUUGGGAGCUUUGUGGUAAGAAGAACAACAGAGCUGGCAGUUACAGCCCCACUAACAGACAAACCGCCCAAGCUACUCUACCCUUUAGAAAACAGGUUAAACCCUGUGGAGGCACAGCUUGGCAUUGUUGCCAACCUCACUUGCAGAGCAUUUUUUGGCUAUGGUGGAGAGGUCAGCCCCAUAAUCUACUGGAUGAAGGGAGAGAAGUUUAUUGAAGACCUUGAUGAUAACCACGCCAGAGAAAGUGACAUGAGAAUUCUCAGGGAGCAUCUUGGGGAGAAAGAAGUUUCCAUUUCUCUACUAAUUGAUUCUGUGCAGGAUGGAGACCUGGGAAACUAUUCUUGUUAUGUUGAGAACGGGAAUGGACGAAGACAAGCAAGCAUUCUUCUUCAGAAGAGAGAGCUGAUGUACACUGUGGAACUUGCAGGAGGACUAGGGGCUAUUCUUUUACUGCUGAUCUGUCUGGUGACUGUGUACAAAUGUUAUAAGAUAGAUAUCAUGCUAUUUUAUCGCAAUCAUUUUGGAGCAGAUGAUCUAGAUGGAGAGAAUAAAGAUUAUGAUGCAUACCUGUCAUACACCAAAGUGGACCCUGACCAGUGGAGCCAAGAAACUACUGAGGAAGAACGUUUUGCUCUGGAGAUCUUACCAGAUGUGCUAGAGAAACAUUAUGGGUACAAACUGUUCAUCCCUGAUAGGGAUUUAAUUCCUACAGGAACAUAUGUUGAAGAUGUGGCACGAUGCAUUGAUCAGAGCAAGAGACUAAUUAUCGUACUGACCCCAAACUAUGUCAUAAGGAGAGGAUGGAGUAUAUUUGAACUGGAAAACAGACUACGCAACAUGUUGGUCACAGGUGAAAUUAAAGUGAUACUUAUUGAAUGCAGUGAACUUCGAGGAAUUAUAAACUAUCAGGAGAUUGAGGCUCUCAAAGACACAAUCAAGCUCCUUACGGUUAUCAAAUGGAAUGGACCCAAGUGCAACAAACUGGACUCCAAGUUCUGGAAACGUUUACAGUACGAGAUGCCCUUCAAGAGGAUAGAGCCGAUCUCUAAUGAGCAGGUCUUGGAUGCUAGCGAGCAGGGCCCAUUCGGGGAACUGCAGACAGUGUCUGCCAUCUCCAUGGCAGCGGCAACCUCCACGGCUCUGGCCACUGCCCAUCCGGACCUGCGUUCCACCUUUCACAACACCUACCACACGCAGAUGCGGCACAAGCAUUACUAUCGGAGCUAUGAAUACGAUGUACCUCCUACCAGUGGCAUCAUGCCCUUUACCUCAUUGGGUAAUCAACACACAUACUGCAACAUCCCCAUGACACUUAUUAAUGGCCAGAGGCCCCACAAUAAAAUAAGCAAGGAGCAAACUCCAGAUGAGGUUCACACAAACAGUGCUGUAUUACCACUGCUGCCAAGGGAGACCAGUGUGUCCAGUGUCAUUUGGUAACAGCUAUUGGGUAGUUUGUUCUCCAUCAGGUUACACAGUCUGGUGCCUGGGACCAUGGCCUUGACUGCUGCUGUUAUACAAAAAGAAAUAUGAAAACACAGGGUCUUGUAGAUAAAUAAUUUGUUUGUAACAUCAGAGUCUUCCUGUUCUAUUCUUGCCUCUCACUAUUACAUUUAUGAUUGUUUUCUAUGUUCUAUGUUAUUAGAACUGAUACUGGAAUUUUUAAGGGGACUGGCAAGCGUAUCCAUGUCACAUGAAGAAAAAAAUAUAGACAUGCUUUUUUCAUUAAUGUAGAUGGAAAUGGCUUGAUUUUGACAUUUUACUGGGAUGCUUUUGCAAGGUUGUGUGAUCAAACGUGUGAGAUUUUUUCCCCAGUUUUCACUCCAGAUAAAGAAUAACUAUAUAAAGCCACAGUCAGUUUCCUGAAAUGUGAUUUGUUGUUGAGGAUGUGUACAUUACUACAUUACAUAUUAAGUCAUAGGCAUUAUAUAUCAAAGACACUGAACCCUAGAGUGUAUAUGGUAGGUGACGUUUUCACUUCAGUAUGAUAACAGGUCAGUCUGAAGUACACCUUUAAUUGCAGAUAUUCACUGAAAGAACUUACUGAUGAAAAAUUAUUAAGUAGAAGCUUAAGAGAUGAAGUAGAUAUAGUCCUAGCGUAAACCAUUGAAAGUCACAAGAUAAUCAUAUUUUUCUUAAUAAUAAAUUCCUAUUAUACUUUCAGAUAUCGAUCAUGACUAGUGUUUAAAAAAGAAUCUGCUGACAGAAUGAGCUCAUAAUAAUGACUAACAAAGAAGACACAAUAUGACUAUUUAAGUGGAAAAUUAUGCUCUUGUACAACAGUAAAUUAGUCUUCCAAACAUUUGAAAAUAUUGUGCAAAACUAUGUUGCACUUCUCACAGGAAAAUGCACUUGAUGGAAGUUUUUUUUUAAUUUUCACAUCAGUGCACAAUUCCCAGAAAAUGAGAAAAAAAAAGUACAGUUAAAUCUUUUUUUUUGCUUAAGUGGUUUGUUUAAAUGUGGUUAGGGCCAUUUCUACCUCCACAAUAAUAAAUGGUAUUUCAGAAGAAAACAAGUUGUUUUUUGUGUCUUUGCCACAGCUGUUACCAUUAGUUAUCAAAUAGCCAUAUUACACCAAGCAUUAGAGAAACAUCAUUCUUCCUAUUGUGUUUCAACGCUGCAAAGUCAUUAGUUUUUUUUUCAUUUGCUUGUGGGUCACUAUAGUAAUAUUGUUUAAUGCCUCAAUUCACUCUUCACAUCAUUUUGUUAAAUAGACUACAAACCGCAGCCCACUAACAUGUUCAGUGUUUAAAAAUUAAAAUUAUUUUUUGCCAAAUGUUGUUGUCAACUUCAUUCAUUCCCCACAGAUACAUUUCUGUCCAUGCUAUUGAGGUACAGAUGCAGAGGUGGAAUGUUUUAAUUUGUUUCAUGGAACUUGUUGUUUCUUUUAUUAAUCAUGAGAAGAAACAAUAUGUUUGUCACCACAGAAUUUGUUUAUUGUGUCUUAACAGCCUAAAUACCAAAAAGCAUGGUAAUGUCCGCUAAUGGCAUGCUCCCUUUAUAAUCACUUAGUAAUCUAUGUUUUUUCAAAAUGUCAGCAUGCAUUCCUUGAUAUAGACAAUCAGUAGCUCUUUAAUAAUCUCUCUAGUGCCGCCAAUUUAUUAAUUUGAAUAGGGUU